AUGAAAAAGUUUCGAUUCGUCGAAAAAGCGACAGUUGAAUAUUUAUUCACAGAUAAAACUGGGACGCUAACAGAGAAUUCAAUGCAAUUUCGUCGACUGGCUACAGCUAUGGGUGUUUUCUAUUUUGAAAAUAGCGGUUUAUUUCGAUAUACUGAUACACCGCCAAGUACACAUAUUAACGAUUUGAACUUCGAUAAAAAUACAAUCAGUCGAGAAGAACAAGAAGAAUUAGAUGACGUUUCAGAAGCUGUACAGUUAAAGUCAGCCUCUGAAACUGACAGUCAAUCGCCUACUGUAAGCAGUGUGCAAACAUUACUUCUUCUGCUUUCCUUAUGUCAUACUGUUAGAGUUGAAAGGCGAAUACCAGAAGAAAUGCUUUCAAAGUCAACUCUGGAGAAACUAGAUAGUGAUAAAACACCACGUCGGGGUAGUAGUGCAUUAAGACGUGCAUCAGCGGCUCUUGCAGCAUCUGCAGCUUUUCGUGCAUCCAAACGUGGACGUAAAGUGAAAACACAUGAUUAUGAAUAUCAAGCAUCAUCUCCAGAUGAAAAAGCAUUUGUAGAAACAUGUCGUGAUUUGGACAUCGUAUACCAUGGCUCAGACGAAAGUGGACUACUUGUAAUAACAAUUCACGGAGAAGCCGUGAGAUAUCGUCUAUUGGAUGUACUUGAAUUUGAUCCAACAAGAAAAUGCAUGUCAGUUGUCGUCCAGUUCGUACCAAAGGAAGGUAACACAACAUCGUCGACAAGUCCACCGCCUGUCUUGAUACUGUGCAAAGGUGCCGAAACAACUCUUCUUGCUAAGGUAAAUGCAAGCCAACAGACCACACAAUUCCCUAGCUAUGGUGAUCCGCUAGGUGAUAGCUUCUGUGGCCCUUACGCUUCAUAUUUACGAAUGGACCCUGAACAAGUGAUGAAACAAGUGACUGAAUUCGCUACACUUGGCCUACGAACAUUAGUUAUGGGUGUCCGUUUGGUUACUUUCGAGCAAUGGACUCAAUUGAAACAACAGUUGGACACAGCAAGAGGAAUGAUGGAUGGACGUCAAAAGGAAUUAACAUCUGCUUAUAAUGAUAUUGAAAGUAAACUUACAUUAAUUGGAUGUACUGGUAUAGAGGAUAUGCUGCAAGAUGGUGUACCUGACACUAUAAAAGCACUCAGAGAAGCUGGUAUCAAAGUUUGGGUGCUUACAGGGGAUAAAGAGGAGACAGCUGUUAAUAUUAGCUACUUAGCUGGACAUUUUUAUCCUGGUAUGCAAGAAGUUCGUAUAACAAAAUUCAAUGAUAUGAUUGGUUGCGGAGGCUUUUUAAAAAGUCAAAUUGAACGGAUAAAAGAAUCAAAAGAAUACCAUCCUGAAGCACAGUUUGGUGUUGUUAUAGACGGCCAAUCGUUAAAUUAUGCUCUUGUGGAACCAGUGAGAUCAUUACUUUUACAAUGUUGUUUAGAAUCAACAACAGUCCUAUGCUGUCGAUUAACACCUUUGCAGAAAGCUGAAGUGGUAAGAUUAAUUAAAGAAAGUCGAAAGUCAUCAGUACCGAUUACUGCGGCUAUCGGUGAUGGAGCCAAUGAUGUCUCAAUGAUACAAGAAGCACACAUUGGUUUCGGUAUAUACGGUAAAGAAGGCAGACAAGCUGUUCGAGCUGCUGACUAUGCAUUUGGACGUUUUCAUUUCUUAAAAAAUGUUAUCCUUGUACAUGGACAUAACUUUUAUCUACGCGUUUCUUUAUUAGUAAUGUAUUUUUUCUAUAAAAAUAUAAUUUUCACUUUACCUCAAAUGUUGUAUGGAUUUUUCUGUGCUUAUUCACAACAGUCAGUUUAUCCACAAUUGUAUUUAUUAUUUUUCAAUUUAACUAUGACAUCAUUACCUAUUCUAUUAUAUGGUAUCUUUGAGGUACCAGUACCAGAGAGUACACUUUUGGAGUUCCCUGUUUUAUACAAAGGAAUAGCUAAAAAUGCUAUCCUCUCCAAAGAACGCUUUAUCUUUUGGAUUGGUUUAGCCUGUUGGCAUGCUUUCGUUGCAUUUUUUGGUGCAUAUUUUUUAACUUUUCAAGGUCAAGGCAAUGAUAACGGUAACUCUGCACUAGGCGAUAUCGUUUGUUUUGGCAAUUUUAUUGUUAUCCUUGUAUUUAUUAUUGUAAAUAUCAAAGUACUACUUAUGAGCUAUUAUUUAAACUGGAUUGUAUUACUACUAUGGAAUGUGGCAUUUUUCAGUAAUUUUGGAGCAUUUUUAAUAUGUAAUGUUGUACUGUUUCCUGCUACAAUUGGUAAACAGCUAUUUGGAUCAUUUACAAUUAUGUACGCUGGUUCAGGAGCUGGUGUUACCUGGUUUGGUACACUGUGUUUAGUUUUAUUGGCCCUUUUACCUGAUUUCAUUAUACGUACAGUAGAGGAUCAAGGUUGGCAAUGGCGGUUAACUAAUUUGCAAGAAGAAAGAAGAAAGAAACUAAGAGGAUCUAAAGUACAACAAAGAACAUCGGUACGCAUAUCAAUCAUGUCAAAACAAAUAGAUGAGACGGAAGAGAAUAAUGAUCAGGAUGAGGGUUUAUAUGACUAUACAAACCCCAUAUUUUAUGAAUUACCCAACUGGCAAAUCGAAGACAAACUGGAUCACACAAUGCCUGUGUACACACCAGAUUCGGUCAGCAAUGGACCUACCAUGACAAACCCACAAUACCCAACUACAAAAUCUAUUAAAAAUGGAGAUUUUUAUAACAUUCCACCUCUAAACAACGGUACAGCCACUAAGACCAUUAGUAAUACUACUACUAAUAUGCCUAGCAGUAGUAUGAUUGAUGAUCCUCAAAAGCACACGCCUAUGAAAGUUAUUACUAUGCCUGACGCAAUGGAAAUAACCGAUUCCACAUUAAAUGUACCCAGUCUGUAUGGAAACAAUAUUGAUCCAAUGGCUAAUUCAGCUUUAACUAAAUUUUGA
Trichobilharzia szidati is the source of this 2931-nucleotide messenger RNA. Lineage: Eukaryota; Metazoa; Platyhelminthes; Trematoda; Strigeidida; Schistosomatidae. The record is from the annotation of a GenBank genome assembly.